Messenger RNA from Pogonomyrmex barbatus (red harvester ant), 662 nucleotides. RefSeq names its product mus81 structure-specific endonuclease subunit (gene mus81). Gene Ontology annotation, cellular component: Holliday junction resolvase complex; nucleus. Gene Ontology annotation, molecular function: crossover junction DNA endonuclease activity; 3'-flap endonuclease activity; DNA binding. Gene Ontology annotation, biological process: mitotic intra-S DNA damage checkpoint signaling; double-strand break repair via break-induced replication; resolution of meiotic recombination intermediates. NCBI's taxonomy places the organism in Eukaryota, Metazoa, Arthropoda, Insecta, Hymenoptera, Formicidae. The record is from RefSeq and is a predicted model, not a curated record.
GAAACAUUUGAUUUAUGUGUCGGAGCAUGAAGAGAGUCAAAAUUGUGCCGGAUAGGCCGAAUCGUCUAUUCGAAAGCUGGUUAGAAGAAUGGAGGGACGAAGCGACGCUCCGAAACUCAGAGCUACGGAGUCAUUUCACGAAGGCUCUGGAUUCGCUGAAACGGUACCCGUUGCCACUGGAGACCGCUGGCAUUAAGGAAGAUUGUACAACUACGCUAAGACAGAAACCUGUGGUGGAAAAAUGUGAUGUUGAAAUACAAACGGAAACAGUAGUGGCUAAACAAGAUAAAAUUAUUAAGAAGAAUGCACCAAGAAGAUUAAUAAAUGCAAGUGAAGCCAAAUCAAAGGAAGUUGCCAGACAAAUCUGUCUCAAACCCAGUACCUUUGAUAUCAUAUUAUUAGUGGAUACUCAGGAAACUUGCGGUAGUAAAACAAAGCCUCAGCAUGAUGCCACUCUGAAGGAAUUAACACAGCUUAGUGUUUUGUUUGAAGUCCGUCGUUUGACAAUUGGUGAUUUUGUAUGGAUAGCCAGGUGUAGGGAAACUAAUGAUGAAUUAAUUAUACCUUACAUAAUAGAGAGAAAAAGAAUGGAUGAUUUAAGUGCAAGUAUUGUUGAUGGAAGGUUUCAUGAACAAAAGGUAAUUCAAGAGUGCUUUCUUUAA